UUUUUUUGAUUGAGAUAAGUCCUCAUUGAUCCAACAACACUGUCCUUUCCUUAUGGAGGAAAUUUUGUUAUGGUUCCCCAUCCUCUUGAUUCUAAUCCUUUUGAUCUCAAACGUGGGAAAGAGAAUCAAAAGUAAAAAAAUUACUUCAAAUCUUCCUCCUGGGCCUUGGAAGCUACCAAUUUUUGGAAGCAUACAUCACCUUAUUGGCUCCCUACCCCACCAUAGAAUGAGAGAAUUGUCCCUAAAGUAUGGUCCUAUCAUGCACCUACAACUUGGAGAGACUUCAGCCAUAGUGGUUUCUUCUAAAGAAAUUGCCAAAGAGUUGUUCAAAACCAAUGAUGUUACAUUUUCUCAAAGACCUCGUUUUCUUGGUGCUGAAAUUGUUUCUUAUGGUAGCACCAACAUUGUCUUUGCAUCCUAUGGAGAUUAUUGGAGGCAGCUAAGAAAAAUAUGCACAUUAGAACUGUUGAGUGCUAAACGUGUGAGAUCAUUCCAAUCAAUUAGAGAGGAAGAGGUGUUAAAUUUAACAAGAUGUAUUUCUAUAAACACUGGAACUAUUAUCAACCUCACUCAUGAAAUUUUAUCUAUGCAAUAUAACAUCAUUUCUAGGGCAACUUUUGGUGAUAAAUGCAAGGAGCAAGAAGCAUAUACCAAGUUCAUCAAGGAAACUAUAAAGUUGGCAGAGAGUUUCAGUGUCACUAAUUUGUUUCCCUCCCAACAUUGGUUACAUGUGAUUAGUGGAAUGGUUUGUAAAUUGAAGAAAAUUCACAAGACUGGUGAUAUGAUUCUUGAAAAUAUCAUCAACGAAAAGAAAACAAAGACUGAUGGAGAUGGAAGUCUUUUGUCCUAUCUUUUGAGUCUCAAUGAUCAUGGCUCUUCCAACCCUGAUGGAUUUCAUUUGACAAUCAACAACAUUAAAGCUGUUAUUCAGGAUAUCAUUUUUGCUGGAAGUGAAACAACAUCUUCAACUUUAGAAUGGGCUUUUUCAGAAAUGAUGAAAAACCCUAGAGUGCUAAAAAAGGCUCAAGCAGAAGUUAGACAAGUCUUUGGAAACAAAGGAUAUAUUGAUGAAAUAAAUUUUCAAGAACUGAAAUAUGUAAAAGCAAUAAUUAAAGAAACCUUAAGAUUGCACCCACCUAGUCCUCUACUACUACCAAGAGAGUGUAUUGAAACUUGUGAGAUUAAUGGAUACACAAUACCAUCUGGAACACAAGUGUUUGUGAAUGGAUGGGCAAUAGGAAGAGACCAAAAGUAUUGGAGGGAAGGAGAAAAGUUUUAUCCUGAGAGGUUCAUGGAUUGUCUAGUUGAUUACAAAGGGUCUAAUUUUGAGUACAUACCUUUUGGUGCAGGAAGGAGAAUAUGUCCAGGAAUCACAUUUGCUGAACCUAAUUUAGAAUUUCCUCUUGCUCAAUUGUUGUACUAUUUUGAUUGGGGACUUCCCUAUGGAAUUACUCAUGAAAAUUUGGAUAUGACUGAAGUGUUUGGUGCUUCUGUGAAAAGGAAAAAUGGUCUAUUCUUAAUUCCAAGUCUUUACAAUCAUGUACCUCUUGAAUAAGAGUUUUUUAAGGUACCUAUUGAAUGAAUAAAAGUUGAAUAUCAUUAAAUGUAUGAAAUUCUCCAUCUUUUAAUUUAGUUUGGAAUUGCA
Molecule: messenger RNA, 1645 nt
Organism: Medicago truncatula (barrel medic)
Lineage: Eukaryota; Viridiplantae; Streptophyta; Magnoliopsida; Fabales; Fabaceae
Product: cytochrome P450 71D11
Exons: 2
Coding region: 53-1555 (500 amino acids)
Molecular function (GO): monooxygenase activity; oxidoreductase activity, acting on paired donors, with incorporation or reduction of molecular oxygen; heme binding
Source: RefSeq, a predicted model, not a curated record